Molecule: messenger RNA, 2419 nt
Organism: Syngnathus typhle (broad-nosed pipefish)
Lineage: Eukaryota; Metazoa; Chordata; Actinopteri; Syngnathiformes; Syngnathidae
Gene: khdrbs1b
Product: KH domain containing, RNA binding, signal transduction associated 1b
Exons: 9
Coding region: 280-1326 (348 amino acids)
Biological process (GO): regulation of alternative mRNA splicing, via spliceosome
Cellular component (GO): nucleus
Molecular function (GO): poly(A) binding; mRNA binding
Source: RefSeq, a predicted model, not a curated record
CUUCUUCUUCGCUCAUUCUAACCCAGUCGGCGUACUGAGCGGAUCGGGAGGAAACCGAGCGAUCAGGACCAACAACGGCGACGAUUAAGUAGCGGACACGUCCGACUUUGAAAAUCACCGUAAAACAUUCGCUUGAAGGAGAAUUAUCUAUAUACCAUUUCCUAGUGACAUAAAAGGACUACUUUUUGGCAUUUACUUCUUGGGGAUUUUUGUUUUGGGCCGUAUCAGCUUUUAACUCCACCCGAACUGAGCCCCCACUCGCUUCUGUUUAAACUCAAAAUGGAGAACGGUGACGACAAAUACCUCCCCCAGCUCCUGGCAGAGAAGGACAGUCUGGACUCGUCUUUCACACAUGCUAUGAAACUUUUGGAAGCAGAAAUCGACAGGAUCCAGAAAGGCGAGUCGAAGAAUCCAGAGACGUACCUUGAUCUCUUCACAAACAAGUUCAUCAAACUCAAGGAGCGAGUCCUCAUACCUGUGAAACAGUACCCCAAGUUCAAUUUUGUGGGCAAGAUCCUGGGACCCCAAGGGAACACCAUCAAACGUCUGCAGGAAGAAACCGGAGCCAAGAUCUCAGUGCUGGGCAAGGGCUCGAUGAGAGACAAAGCAAAGGAGGAAGAGCUGAGGAACGGCGGAGAGCCAAAGUACUCCCACCUGUCCAUGGAGCUGCACGUGUUUGUCGAGGUGUACGCCCCCCUGCCCGAAGCCUACCUGCGGAUGGCCCACGCCAUGGAGGAAGUCAAAAAAUUCCUGUUUCCCGACGUGACAGACGAGAUCUGCCAAGAGCAGUUCAUGGAGCUGGGCUACCUCAAUGGAGGCCAAGAGCUCGGUGGCCGAGGAAGAGGCGGCAUGAGGGGACGCGGCGGCCCACCCAGGGGAAGAGGAAUGCCCCCUCGAGGCGCAGCUCGCGGCGCUAGAGGAGCAGUGAGGGGCACCCCGACACCCCGCGGAGGGCCCCCAACUGCUGCCGCCACCACCAGGGGAGCUGCCGCGCCCCGCGGUGCCAGGCUGUCUGGCAGCGGACCCCCUCAGAGAAUGCUGCCCCAUCAGCACACUCCUGCAGCUGUCGCAGAGACCUACCAGGAAUAUGCCUACGACGAAAGCUACGCUGACACCACCUACCAGUCAUACGACAGCUAUUACAGCCAGCCACAGACAGAGGCGGAAUAUUACGAUUAUGGACAUGGAGAGUCAGCAGAGUCAUAUGAAAACUUUACCCAGGAUGACUGGAACGGCACCCAGCGAACCGCUCCGGGCAAAUCCGCGCCGGCGGCCAGAGGUGCCGCCAAAACCACCUACAGGCAACACCCGUACCAACAGUACUGAAGUGGACCCGCCCUCCCCCUUACAGGGUUGCCCUGACGAGCGCCUGUCGACAUCGGCAGCCCUCGCUUUAAGCAGCCCAACACAAGUAAUUGUCCGUUUUGGCUUUGGUUCCCUUUUGUUUGUUUUGCUUUUUUCCCCUCUCAAUUUGAAUUUUUACAGUCUUGGGGAUUGGAAAUAAGUUUUUUUGGUAAGACUUGGCGACCCACUGCAUCCCCCUAAAACACAUAACCUACUCAACCAAAGCAAUUUCGAGAGUUUUUUCUGCUUUGUUUCCCUUCCCCCCCAAUCCCACGCCCUCUUUUUUACAAUUGUUUUUUUUUCCUUAAUGUUUUGUAAUAGUAAUUUCCAGUUGAAGUAAUGGCUCACUCUCCAGCUGUCUUAAAGAAUACAUUUUAGUUGUGUUUUAUAAAUAAAGAAUCUGUCAAGGUUCAGUUGCAGAUUCCCAUUUAGGCUACAUUUCAAAAUUCUGUUAAUAUAGUCCAAUAAAAAGACCUUUUUUUUAAAAAGCUGUAAUGUAGAAACGAAGAAAAAAGUCUAAAAUCCAGUAAAUUAAAGUUAAUAGAAAUCAAUUCGUUCUUUGUGGUGUUUUGUUUUAAAUAGUUCUAAAACAUUCUUCGUUAAGACUCUAGGCUGCAAUAUUUGUCAUUGUCCUUUUCGAGUUUUGAAAUAUAGCCCUAAAAAGACACUGUUGAGAUGGCCUGUCCUCAUAUCCUCCUAUUUGACUUACAUGUAAACAAAGAAAGAAAGAAGACCCAAAAAAAAUAAAAUGGCCUCCUGUUAUGCUAACAAAACAGUUCAGGUCUUCCUGAUUGUGAUCUGAUUCUACAUAAACUGCAUGACCCCAAAAAGAGAAGAAGGAUUGGGACACAAAUCUCCACAUGGGUCGUCUCUCUCCAUAGAGAAGGGAUCCUGCAGCUCAAUCCCAACUCUUGUACAUAUUUUAAAAUCUCCUAACUGUACUUACUCUGUACCCUCUCCAUAAAAAAUGCAUUACGCUACUACCUGUGUACGCUUGCCUAAAUAGGUUCCUAAAUCUGUCCAAAAGAUGUUUUGCAGCAGUUUGUCAAUAAAGCUUAGUGGGUUUUUCUAUGAA